AUGGCUACUAUAUCGAUGAGGUCCAUCCUCGUCAUAUUUUUGGCUGCCGUUGGUUGCCAAUCAGACAACCCCGGUGUUUCUUCUCCUUGGGCGAAACUGCAAAUCUCACCCGAUACGUUAAGUUCCAUGGUGUACGGCAGCUUUCUCAUUGAGAUUUACGAACACGCCAAUAAUCCCAAAGCAACAACGAGUACCAGCGAGAAAAGGUAUUUUUAUUCCCCCAUUGCACUACUAGACUACAAAAGUGCCGCUAGUUUUUACAACAACGUUACGAAGCAACCAGAGAUGAGAUUCAGCAUUGAAAUGUGGAACGACAAAGUCCAAAAUGAAGUUGUCAAACAUUUGAACGACAUCGUCGGCCAUGAAGUUAAAUCAAACAAAGUGGCAGUUAUUCCCUUUGAGAAGGUCAUUCUCACGAGCAAAAGACCCACAGCGGAUUAUUCGCUAGAUCCAGAGUGGACCAAUUAUGACAAGAGCAAAACCUUGAGACUUUCUCUGUCGUGUUCUGAGCAGAAAAUCUGCGACGAACUGGCCAGUGAAAUGCGAUCCGACCCCGAACAAUUUGACCAUUUCAAACUUCUGUACAGUUUGUCAUCGCAGAAGUCGCAAACCAAACAGACGACCAUCACCAUCGACAGCAUUACUUCUGGUCGAAUGGUCUUGACUCUUUUACAGAAAUUUAAAAACAAGAAAGAAAUUUUUCUGACGGUCAGCGACGAGAAGAAAAUGUUGACGGAAACGGCCACCAACAUCCGAAUGGACACAUUUGACGACUACGAGGUCUUGUCUCCGGACACGGAGUUUCAAAUUUUGAAUAUUUUAAAAGAUUUGCUGGUCACAUCCAGGACGACCAUCAAAGAAGAAUGCGACAAGAAGUGGGUCUCUGUUUUCUGGCAUGAAGAUAAUUACCGGCCGGACAAGACGACGAAAACUUUGAACGAAAUCAUCAAUAAAUUGGACACGGAAACUCAAAAGAAAUUGGCGGAUAUGUUUCAAAAAGCGGAGAAGCAGUCGGAAAUAAUAAAAUUAUUAACGUCUAAUGAUGAAGACGAGGAGACAAAUCAAAAUGAGGAAGAAUUUCGCCCUGUAAGUCAAUCGGAAAAUGCGAACGAAAAUGAAAUGAGAAGAUCACAAACAACGCAAUCCAACUGCAAGAAAACUAACGCAAGCAAAGAAAAAAUCCAACACAAUUACAACUCGAAUAGCUGGGCUGACCUGGACAGAAUCAGUUCAAUCAUUUCAGGGAAAAUGUCAAAUGAUUCCGCUAGUUCCAGCCAGUUCAAAAUUUUGAAGGAUGACGUGGAAAAGUUAUUGCAAGAAAGUAGAAACCACGUGGAAUGGGACGGAGAGAAAUUCGUGCCCAAACCGAUACAACUGAGCAGAAUCAAUUUGGCCAAAUUUCGUGAUUCUCAAUCCUUUCAAGAUCGCAACUUCCGUGUCCGUUACACGACCGCGGAACUGUCGGCACUGAUUAAAGUUAUGGAACGUGGAAGAUUGACUGUUACCGACGACUGGAACAAUCUGAAGGACGAGCUCAAAGAUACAAAAGAACUCUUAAGGACAACUGUAAUGAACUUGGAUAAAAAGACUACUGAAUUAGCUAACACGAGAAUCGAUUUGACCGAUUUGACAAACAAAUUGGAAGGGACUCAGCAGGACUUGGUGAAAAUUAAAAUCGAAUUCGAGAAAAAGGGGACUAAUUUAAGAAAAACUGUCGACGAUUUAUCAGUAGUACUAAACGCGAAUUCGCAACGAUUUGGUUACGAACUAAAAACUGCCGAAGACAAUCUGAGAAAAUUACUUGGAGCAUCAUCAAAUGAUUUGGAAACUGCAAAAACAAAUUUGGCAUCAACGAGAACCGAGUUGAGCAACACCAAGUCCGCCGUUGCGGAUUUGACGACCAAACUAAAUGGUAAAACCAAAACUAUGAAUUCCCGAACGAGUGAAAUAGUUGACAUUGGUAAAAUGCCAACCUCAUGUUAUGAUCUGGAGAGAAUGGGACAUAAACUGAGCGGAUUCUUUUUGGUAAAAGGAUUGAAGAAGAUGGAAAUGAUUUACUGCGACUUUUAUCCUAAUCAAAAUGACAAACAGAAAUGGAUUGGAUACGCCGACAUCAAAUCUGCGCCUGUCCAUUUCUACGUCCAGAGAAAUUCUUCAUUUAGUCACACAUAUGAAACACAAUCAAAUCCGAUUCCGUUCGAUUUGGCGCGGGUGAAUGAGGGAAACGCCAUGAAUUUGUCAUCGGGGAUAUUCACGGCGCCGCGACCGGGAAUUUAUUUUUUCUCAUUCGCGGGAGUGGCGCGUCUUAAAGCGAAAUUUGCAUGUGCUUUUUCUACUCGUCUUUAUUUGAACGGGAAUCAAAUCGGGAUUAGUUAUACUGAUCAGGGUGACCAGACAGGACCGAGUAAUAACGAACCCGUCAAUCAAGUUAGUCCGAUUACCCUUCAGUCGACGCUGGAUUUGAAAAAAGGCGAUCGAGUCUGGGUGACUUAUGAUGUCAUGUAUCUUACGACUAGGGGUUCCUGUUAUUUGUAUGACAACAGAUACCACUUGACCCAUUUCACGGGUUUCGUGUUAGAAGAAGAAAUUGUGGCGACCCUUUGAG
Messenger RNA from Daphnia pulicaria, 2605 nucleotides. RefSeq lists its product as uncharacterized. Lineage: Eukaryota; Metazoa; Arthropoda; Branchiopoda; Diplostraca; Daphniidae. The record is from RefSeq and is a predicted model, not a curated record. Gene Ontology annotation, molecular function: protein binding. Bases 1 to 2604 code for a protein of 867 amino acids. The transcript has 7 exons.